AUGCCUUCCCCACCACCUCACCAUUCCCAAGGCCCUCAAAUUGAUAGCAAGAAGAAGUAAACACCUCCACCCCAGUCCCAAUCGUCCAACCAAUCCCCUCUAAAACUAAUAUUUUUCCUCCCUAGAAAAAAGACCAAACCCCCCUCCUACCCCCUCCAAGCCUAUAUCGACGAGGAGCCAACAAUCUCAGACCAUUGCUCGGGCAUGAUUGCUUCUGGAAGCAAGUCCAGAGGGAAGUCGCAUGUGGAUAGAGCUGCGAAGAAUAUUAUAGACUUCGAUGAUGCUUGGAAGAAGAAGUAG
Hymenoscyphus albidus is the source of this 300-nucleotide messenger RNA. Lineage: Eukaryota; Fungi; Ascomycota; Leotiomycetes; Helotiales; Helotiaceae. The record is from the annotation of a GenBank genome assembly.